This is a messenger RNA of Talaromyces marneffei, 795 nucleotides long. RefSeq lists its product as uncharacterized. Lineage: Eukaryota; Fungi; Ascomycota; Eurotiomycetes; Eurotiales; Trichocomaceae. The record is from RefSeq and is a predicted model, not a curated record. Bases 1 to 795 code for a protein of 264 amino acids. The transcript is spliced from 4 exons.
AUGACUGGACGAGCUUUUGAGCGCCCGGAGCGCCACAAUGAAUACUUUAUCCCAGGAGAUGGGAUUAGCCGAGAAGUCAUCCAAGCCGACAUUUGCAGAUACCUGGGAAAUGAUGCUCUCGUAAAACCUGGAACACAUCAAGGCCGCUCAGGCUACUUAAUACGAGCUUACCGGAAUCUCACAUCAGAAAUGAUUGCCGACCUAAAAGCCGAUUCUGCUCGAUGGGAACAAGAAGUGGAACGACGGGCCAAUAUGGGUUAUUCCAGAGGGAGCUAUGUUUCGCCAACCCACGAGCUCCGUUCACAGGCCGGCCCAUCACCACCAUCGUAUGCCGCCGCACCAGCUCCCUACGUUGAUCCAUACGCACAACAAUCGCAAUAUGGCGCCCCCCAAGGUCAGACAUACACCACACCGUCAUAUUCUACCUCCCAGUCUCCUGGAUAUAACCAGAACCCUUAUGCUUCACCUCCACAACAAAAUCCUUAUUCAGGCCCAGGUCAAGGUCAACCUCCUAUCUCGGCACCAGAUGUCCAUCAGCCUUCCUACACCUACAGUAGUAAUCCCAGCUAUGGAUAUGAACGAGGAAAUGCCGCACCUCGGUAUCCAGGAGCUGGUUAUGAUAAUGAGCCUGAGUACUCUCCUGUCACAUCGGGUAUGGGCUACCCUGCUGCCACUGCACCUUCGGAUGCCCGUUUAGGAAUGGAUCCCAGAUACACUCCAGAGGCUGCGUAUGACCACAGGACAGGAGCCGGUCGGCCACAGCAAAACAGGGAUCCUCAUCGGAGACCCCGUUAG